CUUUUUGUUGGCUUCACCCCCGGCCCGGAAAUACUUUGUUGGGAAGAUGGCGGCUGUGUCGGUCUAUGAGCACCCGGUUGGAGGUUUCUCGUUUGAUAACUGCCGCAGGAAUGCCGUCUUGGAAGCCGAUUUUGCAAAGAAGGGGUUCAAGCUUCCUAAAGCCCGGAAAACUGGCACUACCAUUGCGGGGUUGGUCUAUAAGGAUGGCAUAGUUCUUGGAGCAGAUACACGAGCAACUGAAGGGAUGGUUGUUGCUGACAAGAACUGUUCAAAAAUUCACUUCAUAGCGCCUAAUAUUUACUGUUGCGGUGCUGGGACAGCUGCAGACACAGACAUGACAACGCAGCUCAUUUCUUCCAACUUGGAGCUCCACUCCCUCACCACUGGGCGCCUUCCCAGAGUUGUGACGGCCAAUCGGAUGCUGAAGCAGAUGCUUUUCAGGUAUCAAGGUUACAUUGGUGCGGCCCUAGUUUUAGGGGGAAUAGAUGUUACCGGACCUCACCUCUACAGCAUCUAUCCUCAUGGAUCAACUGAUAAGUUGCCUUACGUCACCAUGGGGUCUGGCUCCUUGGCAGCAAUGGCUGUUUUUGAAGAUAAAUUUAGACCAGAUAUGGAGGAGGAGGAGGCCAAGAAGCUGGUGAGUGAGGCCAUUUCAGCUGGCAUCUUCAAUGACUUGGGGUCUGGGAGCAACAUUGACCUGUGUGUCAUCAGCAAGAACAAGCUGGACUUUCUUCGCCCCUUCUCAGUGCCCAACAAGAAGGGGACCAGGUUUGGUCGCUACAGAUGUGAGAAGGGGACCACUGCAGUCCUGUCUGAAAAAGUCACUACUUUGGAGAUUGAGGUGCUGGAGGAGACUGUCCAAACGAUGGACACUUCCUGAAGUGUCAGUGGGUGCUGGGUGCUGAGUGCCGGGUGCUGCCCUGGAAGACUGGGGGCAGUGGAGCUCCAUAGAAGAUACUCAUUUGGCUGUUUGCAGAACAGAGCUCAAUAAAAAUGAAAACCACAGUGCGGA
Molecule: messenger RNA, 1012 nt
Organism: Chinchilla lanigera (long-tailed chinchilla)
Lineage: Eukaryota; Metazoa; Chordata; Mammalia; Rodentia; Chinchillidae
Gene: Psmb7
Product: proteasome subunit beta 7
Exons: 8
Coding region: 47-880 (277 amino acids)
Cellular component (GO): proteasome core complex
Molecular function (GO): threonine-type endopeptidase activity
Source: RefSeq, a predicted model, not a curated record